Messenger RNA from Psylliodes chrysocephalus, 3021 nucleotides. NCBI's taxonomy places the organism in Eukaryota, Metazoa, Arthropoda, Insecta, Coleoptera, Chrysomelidae. The record is from the annotation of a GenBank genome assembly.
AUGAAUAUUACUUCAGCUGCGGGGAUAAUAUCCCUACUAGAAGAACCAAGACCAGAAUUGAAAGUAUUUGCUCUAAAAAAAUUAGAUUCCAUUGUUGAUGAAUUUUGGCCAGAGAUUUCAGAAGCUAUCGAGAAAAUUGAAAUUCUUCAUGAAGACAAAGUAUUUCAACAGCACCAACUGGCUGCAUUGGUAGCAAGUAAAGUUUACUACCAUUUGGGAGCAUUUGAAGAUUCCUUAACAUACGCUUUGGGUGCUGGCGAUCUUUUUGAUGUAAACGCCCGAACAGAGUAUGUGGAAACGACACUUGCCAAAUGUAUUGAUUAUUACACACAACAUCGCAUUGCUUUGGCUGAAGGCGUACGAGAUGCAAAGCCCAUUGAUGCCAGACUUGAGGCCAUUGUGAAUCGUAUGUUUCAACGUUGUUUAGAUGAUGGACAAAACCGACAGGCCAUGGGACUCGCUUUGGAAACUAGAAGAAUGGACAUUUUUGAAUUGUCCAUUACACAAGCUGAUGACAUUAUUGGUAUGCUGACCUAUGCUUUUCAGGUCGCUAUGAGUUUGAUCCAAAACCGCGCAUUCCGAAACACCGUCCUGAGGUCUCUAGUCGGUCUGUAUCGGGGUCUAACUACUCCCGAUUACGUCAAUAUGUGCCAGUGUCUAAUUUUCUUAGACGACCCUCUCCCAGUGGCUGAAAUCUUAGAUAAACUCGUGUCUGGUAAAGAAGAUACAGAACUGAUGGCCUACCAAAUAGCAUUCGACCUAUACGAGUCAGCAACUCAGCAGUUUUUGGAGAGGGUAUUGGUAGCUCUUAGAGCUACUGCUCCGAUUCCGUCGCUGCUGGAAGAGAAGGCUAAACCCAAGAUUGGCGAUCAAGCCAGUAGCACUUCAGCUGAGGCUUCGACUGGCGAUGCCACUGUUAGUGAAUCAAAGACUGAAGUUGUUAAGGAAGAGAAAUCUAUUGAUAGUUUGUCUGAUCAUGAAAAAGAACACCAGAAACGUAUCGAAAAGUUACACACCAUUCUUUCAGGCGAAGUGUCCAUCGAACUUCAUCUUCAAUUUCUUAUCAGAUCUAAUCAUGCUGAUCUCCUUAUUUUGAAACAAACAAAAGAAACCGUCCGCGUUAGUAUUUGUCAUACUGCUACCGUUAUAGCUAAUGCUUUCAUGCACAGCGGUACCACCAGUGAUCAAUUUUUAAGAGAUAACUUAGAAUGGUUAGCAAGGGCUACAAAUUGGGCCAAACUCACGGCUACGGCUUCCCUUGGCGUAAUUCACAGGGGACACGAGCAAGAAGCUUUGACCUUAAUGCAGAGCUACUUGCCUAAAGAAGUGGGACCCAGUUCCGGAUAUUCGGAAGGCGGCGGGCUGUACGCUCUCGGUCUCAUACACGCCAACCACGGCGCUAAUAUCAUCGAUUACCUACUCGGUCAGCUGAAAGAUGCUCAGAACGAAAUGGUCAGACACGGUGGUUGUCUGGGUCUCGGUUUGGCCGCCAUGGGUACACACAGGCACGACGUUUAUGAACAACUAAAAUUCAAUCUCUAUCAAGACGACGCGAAUACCGGAGAAGCCGCUGGUAUAGCCAUGGGUAUGGUCAUGUUGGGCUCCAAUAAUUCGGCAACUAUAAUGGAUAUGGUGGCGUACGCACAAGAAAGUCAACAUGAAAAAAUCCUGCGUGGAUUAGCAGUGGGUAUAAGUUUCACGAUGUACGGUCGUCUAGAAGAGGCCGAUUCACUAAUCCAUCAGCUGACUUCAGAUAAGGAUCCAAUUUUAAGACGGUCCGGAAUGUAUACCUUAGCCAUGGCUUACUGUGGUACUGGACACAAUCAAGCCAUCAGGAAAUUACUACACGUGGCGGUGUCAGAUGUCAACGAUGAUGUCCGAAGAGCUGCAGUUACAGCUCUUGGUUUCUUGUUAUUCAGAACACCCGAACAAUGUCCAAGCGUAGUUUCCCUCUUAGCCGAAAGUUACAAUCCACACGUGCGCUACGGAGCCGCCAUGGCUCUAGGUAUCGCAUGCGCGGGAACCGGUCUGCGCGAAGCCAUAGCCUUACUCGAACCGAUGGUCAUGUUCGAUCCCGUUAACUUUGUGCGACAGGGCGCUCUCAUCGCUUCCGCCAUGAUCCUCAUUCAACAAACGGAACAGACUUGUCCGAAGGUCAGUUUUUUCAGGCAGACGUACGCUUCAGUCAUUUCCAAUAAGCACGAAGACGUUAUGGCUAAAUUUGGCGCUAUUUUAGCUCAAGGAAUAAUCGAUGCUGGUGGCAGGAACGUCACUUUAUCAUUACAAUCUAGAACUGGUCACACUAAUAUGUUGGCUGUGGUGGGAACACUGGUGUUCACACAAUAUUGGUACUGGUUCCCAUUGUCUCAUUGCUUGGCCUUGGCCUUUACUCCUACGUGUGUUAUUGCGUUAAAUACACAACUAAAGAUGCCUAAAUUGGAAUUCAAGUCGAACGCCAAGCCCAGCCUUUAUGCCUAUCCGGCGCCCAUGGAGGAAAAGAAACGCGAAGAACGGGAAAAAGUGACGACAGCGGUGCUGAGUAUAGCCGCUAGGCAGCGCAGGAGAGACCACGAAAGAAAGCAUCGCGACGAAAAAAUGGACGUGGACGAAGAAAAGGACGACAAAAAAACCGAAAAGGAAGAAAAGAAACCGGAAGAAAAAAAGGAAGACAAGAAGCCCGAAGAGAAGAAAGCGGACGACAAGAAACCUUCAACUUCGACGGCCGAUGAUAAAAAGGAAAAGAAAGACGAAAAGGAGGAGAAGAAGAAGGAACCCGAACCGAAUUUCGAAAUCUUGCAAAAUCCUGCCAGGACCAUGAGGCAGCAAUUGAAGGUGAUCACGAUCAACGAUAGCACGCAGUACACGGCGAUGAAAGAUGUUUCGAUAGGCGGCAUCAUCAUGGUGCGAAAUUUGAAGCCUGGCGAAGAGGAAUUGGUAGAACCUGUAGCAGCUUUUGGUCCAAAGGGCGAGGAUGAAAAAGAGCCAGAACCACCAGAACCUUUUGAAUGGACUGAGGAUUAG